AGGCUGGCGGGGGCGGGGCCGAGGUCGGGGUAGCUGAGCGCUCUUGGUCACUGAGGGAGUCGCAGACUGGGCGCACCAGAGGCUAGCAGUUCCUUAGCACGCUGGUGCAAGUCAUCCGACGCACGGCGAGCUCGGUGGAGGCAGAGGUGUUGCUGCAGGAGUCGCGGGCCCUCCGUGUCCCUUGCGCACUCAGCAAGGCCCUCGUGCUCUGCAGUCCCCGAGAGCAGCUGGUGAUGGCCCCUCGCAAGAACGCCAAGGGCGGCGGCGGCCACAGCAGCGGCAGCGGCAGCGGUUCAGGCAGCGGUAGCCCGAGCACGGGUAGCAGCGGCAGCGGCAGCAGCCCCGGGGCUCGGAGAGAAGCAAAGCAUGGAGGACACAAGAAUGGGAGGAGAGGAGGAAUUUCUGGAGGCUCCUUCUUCACGUGGUUCAUGGUUAUUGCAUUGCUGGGCGUCUGGACGUCUGUGGCCGUGGUGUGGUUUGACCUUGUUGAUUAUGAGGAAGUUCUAGCCAGAGCAAAGGACUUCCGUUAUAACUUAUCAGAGGUACUUCAAGGAAAACUAGGAGUCUAUGAUGCAGAUGGUGAUGGAGACUUUGAUGUGGAUGACGCCAAAGUUUUAUUAGGACUUAAAGAAAGAUCUACUUCGGAGACAUCAUUCCCAGCAGAGAAGGCCAAGCCACCUGCUGAGCUGGAGGAGCAGGUUCCUGACUUGGGGACAGAAGUCCAGAAUGUUGAAGAUGAAGUAAAAGAACAAAUUCAGUCCCUUCUCCAGGAAUCAGUACACACAGAAUAUGACUCGAACCUGGAAGCAGAUGGGCCAGCAGAACCACAGCCAGAAGUCGAGGACUUCCUCACAGUGACCGAUGGAGAGGACAGAUUUGAGGUCCUGGAACCUGAGGCAGUUCUUGAAGAAACUGAGGAUAGUUACCAUAUGGAAGAGACAGCAUCAGAGGACCAUCCAAAUGAUGUGGAAGAGAUACUGAAUGAACAGGAAAUCUCAGAUGCCAGUGAAGCAGUAACAGAUGCUGAUAAGCCACAGCAGGAUGCAGAGGAACAAACACACCAAGAUUAUGAUGAACCAGUACAUGAACAUUCAGCAAAGGAAGGGGCAGCGAUUUCAGAUAAUGCCAUAGAAGAUUCCAGCAUAAUUUCAGAAGAAAUAAAUGUCCCCUCUGUGGAAGAACAGCAAGACACACCACCAGUUAAGAAAAAGAAGCCUAAACUCCUGAACAAAUUCGAUAAAACCAUUAAGGCUGAACUGGAUGCUGCAGAAAAGCUGCGGAAAAGGGGUAAAAUUGAGGAAGCAACGAGAGCAUUUGAAGAAUUGGUUCGCAAGUACCCUCAGAGUCCGCGAGCAAGAUACGGCAAAGCACAGUGUGAAGACGACUUGGCAGAGAAGAGGAGGAGCAACGAGGUUCUGCGCAGGGCCAUCGAGACCUACCAGGAGGCAGCCAGCCUGCCAGAUGCCACCACAGACCUAGUGAAGCUGAGCUUGAAGCGACGGUCAGAAAGGCAGCAGUUUCUAGGUCACAUGAGAGGUUCCCUACUUACUCUCCAGAGGCUAGUUCAGCUGUUUCCUGGUGAUACUACAUUAAAAAACGACCUUGGCGUAGGUUAUCUCUUGAUGGGAGACAAUGACAGUGCCAAGAAGGUUUAUGAAGAGGUUCUGAAUGUGACACCAAACGAUGGCUUUGCUAAAGUACACUACGGCUUCAUCCUGAAGGCGCAGAACAAGAUUGCUGAGAGUAUUCCCUACUUAAAGGAAGGGAUCGAAUCCGGGGAUCCUGGUACGGAUGAUGGCCGGUUUUAUUUCCACUUGGGAGAUGCCAUGCAGAGGGUCGGGAACAAAGAGGCAUAUAAGUGGUAUGAACUUGGGCACAAGAGAGGACAUUUCGCCUCUGUCUGGCAGCGUUCCCUCUACAAUGUGAAUGGUCUAAAGGCUCAGCCAUGGUGGACACCCAGGGAAACUGGCUAUACCGAACUGGUGAAGUCUUUAGAGAGAAACUGGAAGUUAAUCCGUGAUGAAGGCCUCAUGGUGAUGGAUAAAGCCAAGGGUCUCUUCCUGCCUGAGGAUGAAAACCUUCGUGAGAAGGGGGACUGGAGUCAGUUCACACUGUGGCAGCAAGGAAGGAAAAAUGAGAAUGCCUGUAAAGGAGCCCCUAAGACCUGUACUUUACUAGAAAAGUUCUCUGAGACAACAGGAUGCAGGAGAGGACAGAUCAAAUAUUCCAUCAUGCACCCUGGAACUCAUGUGUGGCCACACACAGGACCCACAAACUGCAGGCUCCGAAUGCAUCUAGGGUUGGUGAUUCCCAAGGAAGGCUGCAAAAUCCGGUGUGCAAAUGAGACCAGGACGUGGGAAGAAGGCAAGGUGCUCAUCUUUGAUGACUCUUUCGAGCAUGAGGUGUGGCAGGAUGCCUCAUCUUUCCGGCUGAUCUUCAUCGUGGAUGUGUGGCACCCCGAGCUGACCCCUCAGCAGAGACGCAGCCUUCCUGCAAUUUAAAAGAAAUUGGCAGAGCCUUGGGUGCUCUCCAGGGAGGCUGCCUUUCCACUUCUCCUGGGCCAUGGAGACGGAAGUUCAAACACUAUGAUUCUUCAUCCCCUUGCCUUGUGGCUAAAGAACUCUAAGGUUCCUUCUGAAUUGGAAAUCGCUGGGAGGAGUACUUGCCUUACUGCAAUUCAUUUAGAAGGUCCCUUGCUUCGAGUGACUCAUGACAGAACAGAACUUCUACCUGGACUAAGGGGAACAUUUGGCUGUGUCUACAUUGCUAGCCAAAGAUAUUUUUCUACAUAGAAUAGUGUCUACAUCAAUGUACAUUGAGGAUAUACUGUAUGUAGAAACUGAAUGAAUUACUUUAGUUUGUAAUUUUUCUAUGCAGUUAUAUUUUUCUAGGUAACUGAAAUAUUCUGUCACCAUCCACCCCCAUGGUUUUGUUGAUUUUAAUGACAGGAAGUAUAAGUGCUUUACUUCUUACUGUUAAAUAGUAAUUUCCCUGAUAAAUUCAGACAUAAUUCCUUUUAGAAAAAAACAGCAAACACCUGUGAAGAAGGCAACUUUACUUUCCUAACGUAAAUGGGAAGUUACUCUAGGAUGUAUAAACUGUGCCAAUGCGUGCCCUUGAGUCUACCUGUGUAUCUUCGAUUAGCCUCAGUGUCUUCCCCUCUCUUUGUGCUAAUGAUGGAAAUGCUAUCAAGCUCUAAUUUCUAAGAGCAACACUUUUUUUUACACUGAGAAAAGCUAUGGAAACAUUUCAUGUUGUAAUAAGAAAAUACCAGAAAUAACAGGGCUCAGAGAGAAAAUGUAACUUGGAAGUGAAGAUUCUCACUCAGGAUCAGGUGGCCAGGCAACCUGGACUCUGCCUUCUGUGACAGGGCCUGGAAUCUGCAGUCUGUCUACUGUGGAUCUACUUGAGUGCCAAGAAGAUGGCUGCUUGGCUUCUGAGCGUCCCCUCAUGGUUUUAUCAAUAUAGGAAGUCCCCGGGUGUGCUGGGAUUCGUCCCUGGGUAUAGGUGGUCCAGACUGUUUGAUUCUGAAUGUGCAGACUUUUUCAUCUUCCAUGCUCAAAAUCCUUCUGCCAUCUAAUCAUUAUUUUGAGAUAGCGUUUCACAUGUGUGCUUUAUUUGAGUACUAGCCAAGGCAGAGGAAGAGCAGUAGAAAGUCAUCCUGCUCCUCCUUUCAGAGAUGAUCAGUUGGCUAGUAAAGCAUCAAUGCCCCUGUGUUUCUAUUUUAAAAUUAAAGCUAACUCAAGCUUAGAAUGUAAUGACACUCAUGCACUGAUCUCUAAGCCAGUCGAACAAUAAUGCUGCAGAAAUGGCAUGUAUUCCAGCCACAUAGGUAGAGAAAAUGUAGAUGCAUUCUUUUCAUCCAAUGUCAGUAGAAAAAGCUUUCUGUACCUCAUUUAACAAGCAAUUCUUUGACAUUGGAAUUGAUCCUUUUUCGUUUAGCUUAAGGAUUUUAGCUCUUAGGAGAAAGUUUACAAAAUGUGUGUCCAUUCUUAAAAUAGGUACUUUUCCCUUCUUUUGCCAGUGUUCAAAAAUUCCUCUAAAACAGAUGGCAAAGACAUGGGAGGAAAAGAUCAAACCAUUACCAAAUUCCAGAAAAGAAAACAAACUCUUAGAAAACAAAAAAAGUAUUUGUGUUCUUCAGUAUUUAUUAAACGGAGGAAUUUACUGACAAAAGGCAAUACAGUCCAGUGUUCAUGUAGUAACACUCGGUCGCCUACUGGUUUGGUUCUCCUACAUAUUACAUACACAUAAUGAAAUACAAACCAUAUGUUCUCAUUGUUAAACCGUCACCUUACAUUCAUGUAAUAAAAAUUGUGGAAAUGAGUGAAAAUUAGCGUUUGACUUAGCAUAUAUAAUGUGGUUUUUAAAAUAUGGUCAUCACAGUAGGAUUCUAACUAUUGUCAUGUGAAAGUCAGAAGAACCUUUACAAUUACACGAGUUGACAGUGAUGCCAACAGCAUUUGAGUACUUGGAUACCACAUUUGUUUUAUGAACCCAAGCAAUAAAAGAUUUUCUAAUUCA
Messenger RNA from Mesocricetus auratus (golden hamster), 4524 nucleotides. It is a transcript of the gene Asph, whose product is annotated as aspartate beta-hydroxylase. Gene Ontology annotation, biological process: peptidyl-aspartic acid hydroxylation. Gene Ontology annotation, cellular component: endoplasmic reticulum; membrane. The record is from RefSeq and is a predicted model, not a curated record. Bases 234 to 2501 code for a protein of 755 amino acids. Gene Ontology annotation, molecular function: protein binding; peptidyl-aspartic acid 3-dioxygenase activity. NCBI's taxonomy places the organism in Eukaryota, Metazoa, Chordata, Mammalia, Rodentia, Cricetidae. The transcript is spliced from 25 exons.